GUUGGGAUGAGUGUAAUAAUACAAAUCUAGGGAUUGAAGCAAUAAAAGAGUUCGACCAUAAUAGAAGUUGUGAAAGUAAAGCUAAAAAAUGUGCAUUUACCUCCAAAGUCCCACAUGGCCUUUCCAUUAAGUUGUAUGGGUGACAGGUGUGACCUUCCAAUCAUCAUUUCAACGGUCAACAACUGUGGCCGACGCCAUCACCUUCAACACCUUCUUCAACACCUUCACGGCUUCACCUCCCUCCCUCUUCUUUUAUUUCUCUAAAUUCCCACUUUCACUCUCAUCUCAUUGAGUCAUUUCAUUAAUCAUGAACGUCUCUUCUUUUUUCGCUCUUCCAUUUCUCCUUCUCUUUUUCAACCUUGUUUCCACCUGUCAUGUCGCCGACCAGAAAGCUCUUCUUGCUUUCAAGUCCGCCAUUACUGCCGACCCCUCCGGCAUUUUGUCCUCAUGGAAGCCUGGGGUCGACUGCUGUACUUGGGAUGGAGUCACUUGCUCCGUCCCCAAUCGCGUCACCAGUCUCAGCCUCUACGGCCAACUAGACCGCCCCAAUGCCUUUCUCUCCGGCACCAUCUCCAACUCCCUCUCCAACCUCCCUUACUUGGACGGAAUCUAUCUUGUUAACCUUCGUAACAUUUCAGGUCCUUUUCCACUUUCUCUCUUCAAACUCCCUAAACUACUCUUUGUGUACAUCGAGAACAAUAAGCUUUCAGGUCAAUUACCGGCCGCUAUAGGAAAUAUGAGCCAACUUGAGGCAUUUAGUGUUCAAGGUAACAGAUUCACUGGUCCUAUUCCCAGUUCGAUUUCCAAAAUGACUCGCCUGACUCAGCUUAUACUCGGUAGCAACCUUCUCACUGGAUCCAUACCCAUUGGAAUCAAGCAACUCAAAAGUCUGACGUUCCUCAGCCUCGAACGGAAUCGAUUCACCGGUGCUGUUCCGGAUAUUUGGGGAUCGUUUCCGGAGUUGAGGAUUCUCAGACUUUCACACAAUAAACUCACCGGCAAAAUUCCGCGUUCAAUUUCAUCCCUGGCUCCGAAGCUUAGUUAUCUAGAGUUAGGGCACAAUUUGAUAACAGGAAAUAUUCCUGAUUUUCUUGGAAAUUUUAGGGCUCUGGAUACACUCGAUCUCUCAUCCAAUUACAUCUCUGGAGUUGUGCCGAAAAGCUUCAGAAAUUUGACGAAAAUAUUCAACCUGGAUCUGUCUCGGAAUUCGCUGGUGGAUCCGUUCCCGGAGUUGUUUGUGAAAGGGAUCGAGUCGUUGGAUUUAUCUUACAACAAAUUUCAUCUGGGGAAAAUUCCGAAAUGGGUGACGUCGUCGCCGAUUAUAUACUCUUUGAAAUUGGCGAAAUGUGGGAUCAAAAUGAAGCUGGACGAUUGGAAGCCGACUGAAACGUUUUUCUACGAUUACAUUGAUUUAUCGGAGAACGAAAUUUGGGGGAGUCCGGUGGGAUUGUUGAACCGGACGGAUUACUUGGUCGGAUUUUGGGGAGCCGGAAACAAGUUGAAUUUUAAGCUGCAGGAUUUGAGGAUAGUGAAGAGCUUGAAGUACUUGGAUUUGUCGAGAAAUGUGGUGUUCGGUAAAGUACCCGGCGGGGUGGUGGGGCUGAAAAACUUGAAUGUGAGCUACAACCAUUUGUGUGGCCUGCUUCCGGCGACGAAGUUCCCGGCUACGUCGUUUGUGGGAAACGAUUGCUUGUGUGGGCCGCCGCUGCCGGCGUGCAAAUGAGGGAGAGAUGAUGACAACGAUGACUGUGGAAUUUAAAAGCGACGCGUAGUUUUGAUAUUAACAUUGGGCUUCAGGAACCGCACCGAAUGCGAUAAAAAAGGCAUUUUGGAAGAGAUUAUGUGGGGGAACGUCACGUAGGUGUAAGGAUUAUAUUAUUAUGGAUCUUUAUUAUAUCAAACUCAAACUAGUAGCUAUCCAUAUCAUCUUUUAUAUGAUACCAAGUUUGUAGCCAAAUCAAGAGAGGGUGGGAUAGGACCUCUACCAAAGAGGUUUAUGCUUUGAUAAUUAAUAUGUAAAUAGGCAUGUGUUUUGUGAAAUCCAAUAACCUACCUUAAGCUUGAAUCAAUUCACAUAUGCUAAUAAAUAAGAUUUCAACUCAAAA
Cucumis sativus (cucumber) is the source of this 2105-nucleotide messenger RNA. RefSeq names its product probably inactive leucine-rich repeat receptor-like protein kinase At2g25790. NCBI's taxonomy places the organism in Eukaryota, Viridiplantae, Streptophyta, Magnoliopsida, Cucurbitales, Cucurbitaceae. Gene Ontology annotation, molecular function: protein binding. Bases 308 to 1723 code for a protein of 471 amino acids. The transcript has a single exon. The record is from RefSeq and is a predicted model, not a curated record.